UCACAGCGCGGCACUUUGCAAAGACGCUGAGGCAGCUCUGCCAGGAAACCAGCAUCCACGGAAAAGGAUAACUAGUCGCUGGGAAGAGCAGAAAUCCUCAACUGCCGCUUUGUUUACAGUGAUGUAGGAUCGAGUUGCUCUUUAAUAAAACAGCAGGACCCAUGACCCUGACACGAGGAUCCUUCACCUACUCCAAUGGUGAGGAGUAUCAUGGCGAAUGGAAAGAAGGUCUGCGCCACGGCCUGGGCCAGCUGACCUUCAGCGACAGGACAUGCUACACCGGACAGUUUGAGAACGGCCUGUUCAACGGCUGUGGGGUGCUGGUUUUCCCAGACAGCUCCAGAUAUGAAGGUGAAUUUGUGCAGGGGAAGUUUCAUGGUGCCGGCGUCUUCACUCGCUACGACGGGAUGAGCUUCGAGGGCGAGUUUAAAAGUGGGUGUGUGGACGGUUACGGACUGCUGACGUUUGCGGACAGCGGUCCAGGCGGCGGCGGAGGCAGCCACGAGGGCCUGUUCGAGACCAACCAGCUGAUGAGGAGAGAGAGCAGCCAAGGAGCCGUGCAGAGGGCACAGGCAGCCGCCGUUAAGGCCCGAGCUCUGGCCAUGUGACUCGGACUACAUCACCCACAAUGCCACAGAACCAGGAUCAUCCUAUUGGUUUGAGCAGCUGGUUGUGUUUCCUUUUCAUCCUGUUUCUCUGGCUGCUGUUGGUCAAGGACAACAUUUUGUCCUUUUCUGUUGAUUUUCCUUGAUUUCUCAUUUUAUUUUUAUAAUUUUGCCUUAGUCUCUGGAGCAGAAGUCAACGGCUCCAACGGUGUGUGACAUAAUUCUCUUGUUUCCAUCCAGUUGGAAACCACUGAUUCAGGAUCAGCUGAGCCAAACACAGAUUUACUGUUCAAUUAACACACUGGUGCUAAAUCUGCUUCAGGGUCAGAUAAUCUGACAAAACUCUGGAUUCCAAAAUGCAUAUGGACGUUUCCAGUAAACACUGAUUCGAUGAACAGGUAGAAAGUAGGUUUAAGUUACAGUAAAUUUAUUUGUUUUAAAGAAAUCUAGGUAGAACUGUGUUUCAAUAGCAUUUAAUAUAAUUGGUAUCAAAUCCGAAUCCUUUCAACUCCCUGACUGAAUUACUUACUGAUUCUAAGUAGGUUCAGCAUCAACACUUGCAAGUAAUUAAAGUUAUAAAUAACUAAAACUCAAGGAAUCAAUUUACAUUUGUAAUUGACUUUUUAGCCUGAGAGGGAAGACAGUUUUAGUGGCAGCCUAAUUAAUGUGUACAACCUGUAGCUACAAGCUGACAGUGAGAUGAGCUGCAGGAAAUAGAAAAUGUUGAUUAAAUGUCUGACACUUUAGAAGAAAUAAGACUUGUAAUUUACUUUGCACACUUUGUCAUUAACAAGCUGCAACUUCUGGUGGCCCCAGUUCAAAACAGUUGAGUCAUGAAGGUUAAACUAUUGAUGCUGCUGAUGGGUAAAAGUUAAAAGAUAAGUUGUGUGUGAUCAUUUCAGUAGAGAAGACAGCGCUGUGCUGGUCAUAUGGGACCACAAAAACACAGUCUACUUGCAAAUAGAGUGAUGGUUGAGAGUCUGCAAAUCUCUGAGUGCAGACAUUGGAUCGGAGGACGAACAUUAACAACCUGGAGUUCAGUUUGACUCAUUAUGGAUUCAGUGGAUUUAGCUUCAGUUGAUAGAAUCACAGCAGUGCGGUGGUUAGCGCUGUUCUCUUACAGCAAGAAGGUUCCAGGUUUGAGCCCUGGCCGACCCU
This is a messenger RNA of Monopterus albus (swamp eel), 1763 nucleotides long. Its product is annotated as MORN repeat-containing protein 4-like. NCBI's taxonomy places the organism in Eukaryota, Metazoa, Chordata, Actinopteri, Synbranchiformes, Synbranchidae. Gene Ontology annotation, cellular component: cell projection. The transcript has 5 exons. Gene Ontology annotation, biological process: response to axon injury. The record is from RefSeq and is a predicted model, not a curated record. The coding region runs from base 162 to 608 and encodes 148 amino acids.